AUUAAUUACACGCAGUUGCGCAUUUCAUAGAAACUCAAUGAAUUCCAGGCCUGAUUUCAAAAUUCUAGCCUUUAUCAUUCUUUUAGAUCAAUCGAAAUAAUUCAGAAUAAUUUACGACCGAAAUUAAAAAAUUCAGAUGUUUGUAAAUUGAAUGGAAUCCAGAACUUUCCGUAUACAGAUUUUAAAUUUCAUUUCUGAAUUGAGAGUGCUAUUCGGAAUGUAUAAGCCCGGCUUAAAAGUUGUGAUCAUAAUAUGACAACUUCACUGAACGAGCGAAAGAUAAGAACCAUCGAGAUAUUCGAUCAGUCGAAACAAUCGAUAGAUCUCGACUCUGUACCUCGAACUUCCCUAGUAACUGCAAUUUUUUGUACCUGGUUUGUACUCCGUUGUCAUGUGCAUGUUGAGUUUGUGUACUGUAAACUGUUGUGUACGUUGUGACCUUCGUAAUCUAUAAAAAGAGUCGUCAAUAAUUAUUAUUAAACGUCGGUUAUUAAACUGGUAAUGAACAGAUUUUUAAUAAGUGUUUAAAGUGAAAGAAAAAUGUGCGAUUUUUUUAUUUAAAUUUAGGAUUUUUACUUAUCAGAUUUAACAAUGUCAUCAAUUGACAAAUUAAGACUUCUUGUAUGGAAGAACUUUCUUCUUCAGAGAAGACACAAGUGGCAAACAUUGUUUGAAAUAUUAUCACCUGUGAUAUUUUGUAUUUUUUUAAUAUCCACAAGAUGCCUUCUGGCUCCAAAAUCGAUUCCAAAGACAAGCUAUGCACCAUUCUUCCCUACUUAUUUCAAUGUAUCAUCACAAAAUCAUGAGAAUCUCACAUCUGCAAACAUGGCACUAGCAUAUUCUCCAGACAAUGCACUUACAAGGGUAGCAACAAAAAGUGUAUUUUCUACUAUAGUUGAUGAUAAUUUUGGAUUUUUUGGAUCUCUUCUAUUUGGACUUAGUUCCCUUCCUGAACCCAUAGGAUAUAAAAAUGCAAAAGAGUUGGAAGCAGUACUUACACAGCCUCAUGCUAUGAACCAUAUCCUAGCUGGCAUUCAGUAUGAUGAUGAUAUGGCUAAUGCUACAUCAUGGCCUGAAAACAUUAAAGUAACAUUAAGGUUCCCGGCCACUAUGCGCAGUCCGUCACUAGAUCAUCCACUCUUGACUGGGUGGAGAACAAAUUUACUAUUCCCCCUCUUUCCUCAAUCAGGGCCAAGAGAACCUGAAGAUAAAUUUGGAGGAAGAUCACCAGGCUAUUCACAAGAAAUGUUUCUUGCUAUUCAGCAUGCGAUCUCACAAAAUAUAAUAAAACAAAAAACUGGAAAAAGCAUAAAUACUGAUGUAUACCUCCAACGAUUACCUCAACUUGCAUCAAGAGAAGAUAUGCUUUUAACAAUUCUGGAAAGAUUUGUCUCCAUGACGCUUAUGUUGGGCUUUGCUUACACAUUCGUAAACACUGUGCGAGCUGUGACUACAGAAAAAGAAUUGCAACUAAAGGAAACUAUGGCUAUAAUGGGACUUCCUUCGUGGUUGCACUGGGUAGCGUGGUUUAUAAAACAAUUUUCAUUCCUAUUCGUAACGGUUGUUAUAAUAGUAAUUAUGUACAAAAUCCCGUUCCAGCAUACAGCUACUGGUGACGCGUUUGCAGUGUUCACUUACACACCAUGGACGGUUCUUUUGUUCCUAAUGGUGCUAUUUAUAAUCGUGUCACUUGCAUUUUCCUUUAUGAUAAGCGUGUUUUUCUCUAAAGCUAACACAGCAGCGUCCGUAAUGGCACUGAUUUGGUUCGCAACAUUUUCCGUAUUUAUGUUCACUCAACUGAUACAUGAGAAUGUCAGUUAUCGAACAAAGUUUCUUCUCUGCCUAUUCUCGAACAGUGCUAUAGGAUAUGCCUUCCAAAUGGUUAUAAUUGCAGAAGGAACUUCUAAAGGUUUGCAAUGGGCUGAUUUCUUCAAGCAGAUAUCUUACCACGAGCCAUUCCUACCGGGUCAUGUAGUUUUAAUGCUGUUAUUCGACACCGUGCUGUAUAUGGCAAUCGCUGCGUAUGUUGAAAAGAUAAAGCCUGGAAUUUACGGUGUUCCUUUACCAUGGUACUUUCCAUUUACUAAAAGUUUCUGGUCACCGGUAAAAAUGGUUGACGUAAAUGAAAAAAAAUGUGUAGUCGACACCGAUUCAGAAUACAAUGAUGCGCUUUUAAAAGUGGUACAUGACGAGGAACCGAAGGGUGUGCCUAUAGGUGUCAACAUGCAAAACCUUACGAAAAUAUACAAAGGUCGCAAAAGGGCAGUGGACAACCUAAACCUACGUAUGUAUGAAAACGAGAUUACCGUAUUACUGGGACACAACGGAGCUGGAAAAACGACAACAAUAUCAAUGCUAACAGGCAUGGUACCUCCGACGUCAGGCUCGGCGACCAUAAACGGGUACAACAUAGUGAGUGAGAUGGAGCUGGCGCGACGCUCGGUGGGCAUCUGUCCGCAACACAACGUGCUGUUUCCGGACCUCACCGUGGCCGAGCACAUCGUGUUCUACGCGAAGCUCAAGGGCGUGCCGCAGAACAAGAUCCGCGCUGAAGUGGAUCACUUCAUAAAGGUGCUAGAGUUAGAGGAGAAGCGAGACGCGUUGUCGUCGACGCUGUCGGGCGGGCAGAAGCGGCGGCUGUCGGUGGGCUGCGCCAUGUGCGGCGCGUCGCGCGUGGUGUUGCUGGACGAGCCCACCUCGGGGCUCGACCCCGCCGCGCGCCGCGCGCUCUGGGACCUGCUGCAGAAGGAGAAGAGAGGACGCACCAUGAUCCUCACCACGCACUUCAUGGACGAGGCGGACGUGCUGGCGGACCGCAUCGCCAUCAUGGCGGGCGGCCGGCUGCAGUGCGUCGGCACGCCCUACUUCCUCAAGCGGCACUACGGGGUCGGCUACAAGCUCACCGUUGUCAAGGACGACGGCUGCCCAGUCGAUGAUGUCACCAGGUUUUUCAAGUCUCACGUACCCAAAGUUAAGAAAAAUUCCAACAUAGGAUCUGAACUGACUUAUAUUUUUCCAUUUGAAAAUGUUAACCAAUUUCCGGAAAUGCUUCAACAAUUUGAGGAAAAAAGAAAUGUUUUCCGUAUUUCUAGCUACGGUCUGUCUAUAACCAGUCUUGAGGAAGUGUUUAUGAAAGCCGGAGCAGAAGAUAAUUCGGAUAUCGUAGAACUUCUUAAAAAUGGAGAGAAACACGAUGUUGUUGUUCCUCAGAAUGGAAAUAUACACACAUUCGAUAUCGAUGACACAAUCGCUGUUAAAGAAAAGAAAGUUCGCGGUUUCAAAUUGCUAAGGAAUCAUAUAAAGGCUACAUUUAUUAAACUCGCAUACAACACGAUCAGAAACAAAGGCCUAGCUUUUACGCAACUGUUAUGGCCUGUUAUAAACAUAGGACUCUCUAUGAUAGUAUCGGCAUCGUGGAAAUUUUUGGCCGAUCUACCGCCUUUAGAACUUAGCUUGGAGAGGGGAUACCAGAAAACGCAAACAAUAAUAUCCCAAGCACAUAAUCUCACGGAAGGCAGCCUCGCAGCAAGGGCACUGAUCGCUUACAAAGAUUACUUCAAAACGUCGACGAUACCGAGCAUGACUCUCACGGAUGUAGGAGCGAUGGAUAUUGAAAAAUUCUAUUUGAAAUUGAGCGAAACGGAGCCAUCUCGGGUGCGUUACGAGACGCUGGUGGGCGCGACGUUCGGCCGCGACAACGUCACCGCGUGGUUCAGCAACUACGGCUACCACGACUGCGCCACUGCGCUUGCGCUCGUCGAUAACGCAAUAAUGGCCGCUCUGUCACCUGGCACCACUUUAAGAAUCGUGAAUUAUCCACUACCUUACUCUGUUGAGAACAUGAUCCAGAUUAUGGCAACUGGUGCAAGUUUGGGUUUUAUGUUGUCGUUCAGCCUCGGAUUUUGUGUAGGCAUCUUGAGCGCGUUCCUCAUACUUUUUGUCAUCAAGGAACGCACGAGUGGUGCGAAGCUUCUACAGCGUGUGUCGGGGCUGCGGCCCGCCGUGCUGUGGGGCGCGGCGCUCGCCUGGGACUGGCUCUGGAUGUUGAUAUUACACCUCUGUGUCAUCGCCACCAUUGCAGGCUACCAGGAAAAAUCUCUCUCCACCUUUCAUGAACUCGGUCGCGUUUUUUUGGUGCUUUUAGUGUUUUCCUUCGCAAUAAUACCCAUACAUUAUCUGGUUUCAUUCUUUUUCGACGAAGCGUCCACCGGCUUUAGCAAAAUGGUUUUUGUGAAUAUUUUUACGGGAUCAAUGCCGUUUCUGUUAACCGAAAUAUUAAGGAUGCCAGAGCUUGGCAGCGAAUCAAUUGCUGUUAUAUUUGAUAACAUCUUCUCUGUUUUACCUUUAUACAGCCUAAGCAGAAGCAUAAGAGAAAUGAUCGUAUCAUCUAUCAAGAUGAACGCGUGUGACAGUUUGUGCAGUCAGCUGGACUUGAAGAACUGCACGCGGCUCACGGUGUGCCACAAACUAAACCUCGAUAUAUGUUGUAUUGAUGACAACCCGUUUUUGACAUGGGAGGAGCCUGGAGUCGCGCGGUACCUGGUCACGAUGGUGAUAGUCGGUGUCGUAGCAUUUUCCAUCCUACUGAUAAAGGAAUACGAGCUAUUGAACAAGCUGAUGUGGAUGGCUCCUCGCCGGCCGGAGCUGCCGGCCGCCGUGGACGAUGAGGACGAUGACGUCGCCGCGGAGAGACGAGUGGCGAGCGAGCUUACUGCUGCAGAGAUAGCGACCCACAGCCUCGUGUGCAGGGACCUCACCAAGUACUACAAGCAGUUCCUGGCGGUGAACCGGCUCACGUUCGCGGUGCGCAAGGGCGAGUGCUUCGGGCUGCUGGGCGUGAACGGCGCCGGCAAGACGAGCACGUUCCGCAUGCUCACCGGCGACGCGCGCAUCUCCGCCGGCGACGCGUUCGUGCACGGAUACUCUCUGCGCGGACACGUACGCGACGUUCACCGGCUCAUCGGGUACUGCCCGCAGUUCGACGCGCUGUUCGACAACCUGACCGGCCGCGAGACGCUGCGCAUCUUCUGCCUGCUGCGAGGCAUCCCCGCCGCGGUGGGGGCAGCCAGGGCGCUGCACCUCGCCACCACGCUGGGCUUCAUCAAGCACUACGACAAGAAGGUGCACGAGUGCAGCGGCGGAACCAAGCGCAAGAUCAGCACGGCCGUCGCGCUGCUCGGCGACUCGCCGCUGAUAUUCCUGGACGAGCCGACGACGGGCAUGGACCCCGCGUCCAAGCGGCUGGUGUGGGCGUGCGUGAACGAGGCGGCGGUGGCGGGCCGCAGCGUGGUGCUGACGUCACACAGCAUGGAGGAGUGCGAGGCGCUGUGCUCGCGGCUCACCAUCAUGGUCAACGGCCGGCUCUACUGCCUCGGCCCGCUGCAGCAUCUCAAGACCAAGUUCUCACAGGGGUAUACAUUGAUAGUAAAGUGCUCGUCGGGGCCGCAAAGGAAUAAAAAUAUUAUCAACAUAGACAAAUACAUCACCGAAAACUUCACUGAUGCUAAGCUUAUUGAAACGUAUCUGGAUAUCAGCACGUACUCGCUGGCCAGCAAGGGGCUGCCGUGGUGGCGUGUAUUCUCUAUAAUGGAAAGGGCGAGGACUGAGUAUCCCAUCGAAGACUACUCCGUCUCACAAACUACAUUGGAACCAGUAUUCCUCAGGUUUACUAAUUCGCAAAUAGAAAGCAAAGUAUCUGAACAACAUUGUUAACACAUUAUGAUUGGGCAUUAUUAUUACAAAGUGAUUCUGUAAGUUGUGUCAUGAUGUGAACGUGAGAUGAAUUGAUAUAUUUGUUAUUACGCUCGGAGUGAUAGGUGGGUAUGCAGUUUAUUCAAUAUAGUAUUUCCUUAUAGACAAAUCGACAUGUGCAGAAAUGUAUUAUAGAAUUAGCCUCAAUAACAUUGAUGAGUAAUCAUAACGGUUGAAAGAAUCGUAUCUAAGCGACAAUCGGUAAACGUCAAUUUAAAGUUUUGAUUUUAAUAAAUAAUUCAUAACAACUAGACUAUUAAUUUAUAAAAAUAAAUAAGAAUAAUAUAAAAAAUGUCCUAAAGAUAAAUAAAAAUCCUAGAUUAAACGACCCAGAAAAUAUAUGUCGCUUAGAUAUUAUUGCCUUUUAAGCGUUGAUAUAUAGACGUUCAGUAUUACAUGUUUAGAGAGUUCACUAAAUUUAUUUAUAUUUUCAUGUCAUGGUUUUAGUUCCUACACAUCGCUUCUUUAGAGAAUAACUUUAGCGUACGUUUUUUACUUAUAGGGGUAAUGCUUUAUAACAUGAUAUUAAAAACACCUCACAGACAUUUAACACGUGGAUAAUAUGCAAAUAUAAUACUCGAUACAAAUAUUCAAAAUAUAGCAAACGCUUUAAUGAACAAUCUCAAAAAUACAUUUCUUUACAAAUAUUAAUUAUGUGCAUUUAUAUCUAGUAGGUAUUACACACAAUUAUAUUAUUUACUUAAAAAACUAAUUAUAAUUAUGUUAUUAGUUUGAAAAAUAUCCAAAUGCAUCUAAUAUAAAAAACUAUACCCACACCCGCAAUUUGACUAGACCUGUAGUAAGUUAAGAGUGUCGUAAAAGUGCAGGUAUUCCAUAUCAGCGGUUUAAAAAAAUAAAUGAUCCCAAUCUCAAUCUUUAAUUCGAGUCCGAGAACGAACCUAUCGGAAAAAGUUAUUUGUAAGCAUGUGAUUUUUUUCUAUUUGAUCCAUUAACGCGACGGUAAAAAAAACGAUAAGGAUAAUUUCUGAAAAUGGCGGUUAGCCUGCUAAAUCAGGUAAGAAAAGUUUAUUUUAAGUUAAGAAUACACAUUUGUAAGUUACAUAAGUUACUUAAGUACGUAAGUUGUACGCAAAUGGUAAAAAAAUCGCUAAAAAUAAAAAUGUUUUACUGUAACCAGCCCAUAAAGCUGUUUGUACAUUCGUUAAUGUUUUGUGCAAGUAGCUUUUGUAAUUUACUUAUUUAUUUCAAACUUAUAAAUGUAACACCCGUCUUCCGAUGACUAAUUUCAGGUAGGCCAAGUUAGUGUUCGUGUUGUUAAAGCAAUCCUUAUUAAAAUUUUGCUCAGUUACUAUGACCACAAAUUACUACAUUAUAUUUAAUAACAGCACAUAUUGUAUUCGUACUUAAAUGUAUCGUACUUAUAUGUAUUGUUGUCUGUACUUAUUUUAUCUACUUAAAAUUACUCACGGUCUCUAAGUAAAUUUAAAGUAUAUGGAUAAGGAAUGGAAUGAAUACGCAGAAAAUAUAUAAAACUUAUUGCUAGUUAAAUGAAUUAUUUAUUUUGAAAAUUUAAAAUUAUGUUAUACUGAAAUGUAAAUACAUUUCCUAACGCUUUUAACAUAAUCUGAUGAAAAAUCACAAUCAAUGAAAUGGAAUUCCGGAUCUGAAUCCAGACUUGCUUGCAGACGCUAGCUAAUGACAUUCUUCCAGAUCAAUCUUAAUAAAUUAACCCCCUUAUUCAUAGACGUUUUUUUUAUCUAAGGACGGAGUAAAGCUGUGAUAACAAGUCUGUUUCUCAGUGCUGACGGCAUGGCAGCCUUCACAUGCCAUGCCCUCAGCAACAGGUUUUUGGAUUCAGAAAAGGGAAAACACGUCUUCAAAAUCCCGACGUUACGGUGUAUAAAAGAGGCUAUCAAGAGGAUAAUGCGGAAUGUAAGGUGUAUAAAGUACAUAGCGUAAUAGUAACGUCAUUUAUGUCACAAAAUUCUAUGAAUUACCAAUAUUUCUACAUUUAAGAAUUAUUUUAAAGGUAUGUAUUUUUAAAUUGAUAUUUAGGUACACAUAUUAUUUACAGAUACGUAAUAUAUUUGUUGAUGUUGUGUAUUGUUGGAUGUUGAUAGUUUAUUUCUAUUUUAUCUAUCGACAGAUAUAAUGUGUCGCAAGGAAUUUUAAAUAAUAGCAGCUUGGUUUAAUACUACAAGUGCCUUUGGAAGUAUUGUUCAGAAAAAUAUACUUAUUUAUCAUUGUAUUCAAUUCUACAUUUUUAAGAAGGCUAAGAAUGUUGUAAUUAUAUAACAUAUAAAAAUUGUAUGUACCUAUUUUGCCUUCAGCGCAAAAACCAUUCUUGUUUAUUGAUUAUUUGGUUUGCGGUAGGCGUGAUAUUAAUGAAAACCAAAAAUAUUUUUUUUGUAAUUAAGAUUUACAACAUUUAUGCUGUUUAAGGUCUCUGUUGGAAAAUACUUGAUCAGGAAAAUAAACCUGCUUUGAUGGCGCCACUUUUGCUUUUUCACUUAAAAGUAACGUUGUCAAUAUAAGAAAUUAGUUCCAUAUUUUACCACACAUGUAUUUCUUUAUUUUCCUGAUAAAAACAUCUAAUACUCAUCUCUACAUCAUGUUUGACCUUUUACUAAAUUACUUAUUUUUAGGACUAUUAAAUGAGAUCAUCAAUCACUAAAGUUUAUUGUCUUAUUACGGCCAUAAUCGAGCUGAUGCCAGAUUAAAAGUAUAGUGGCUCACUUAGAAUAAUGUAUUGUGUUAUAUAUAUUACACACAAUUUUGUACGACCAUUAAAAAUGCUUGGUACAUGUAGGUAUAAAUAUUUAUUUUUAAGAUUAAUAUAUGGUUGAAUGUAAUUUACCUUAUGUGAAACUUGUUUACUUUUUAUAAUAUAAUCGCAUAUUUUUAUCUGA
Molecule: messenger RNA, 8621 nt
Organism: Manduca sexta (tobacco hornworm)
Lineage: Eukaryota; Metazoa; Arthropoda; Insecta; Lepidoptera; Sphingidae
Product: phospholipid-transporting ATPase ABCA1-like
Exons: 31
Coding region: 592-5712 (1706 amino acids)
Biological process (GO): lipid transport; transmembrane transport
Cellular component (GO): intracellular membrane-bounded organelle; membrane
Molecular function (GO): ATP binding; ATP hydrolysis activity; lipid carrier activity
Source: RefSeq, a predicted model, not a curated record